Molecule: messenger RNA, 3701 nt
Organism: Patiria miniata (bat star)
Lineage: Eukaryota; Metazoa; Echinodermata; Asteroidea; Valvatida; Asterinidae
Product: protein FAM160B1-like
Exons: 16
Coding region: 150-2459 (769 amino acids)
Source: RefSeq, a predicted model, not a curated record
CGCAUGCGUAGUUCUCAUUGCCAGCUGGACGAUCAACGAUGAACGGCACCGAUUGAACACGCAGAUGUUUCGAUAAAGAAAAGUCAUGCUCAUUCAACCCAGAUUGUAAUUCCUGGCUGUCAGACCGUUGACAAGAGAAAUACUCGAGAAUGUUCAACAAGUUUGCUGCGGCCCUGCACCAUGCAGUUGAAGUGCUUGCGCCAACGCAAACUCUUCUGGAAGAUUUCACUUUCCACUGGAAGUCCGUCACGCAUUACUUCAUCAACACAAAAGAUGACAAGAAGCCAGUUCAGGAGAGCAACAUCCCAUCUCAUCUGGACAACAUGCUGGCCCUGCUGACGCAGGAGGAGCGACAGGUGGAAGAUGAUCAGACGGGACCAUGCAUGGAGUACCUGCUGCAACACAAGAUACUGGAGACGCUGCACACGCUAGGCAAAGCAGAUUGUCCGCCGGGCAUGAAGCAAGUGGUCUUGAUGUUUUUCUUGAAUCUCCUGGGCAAGAUCAAGCAGCCUCUCUUGCCCCACGUCAACGUCUACAAACCUGUACAUAAUUUAAUCAAAGUGUGUGGUGAGGUGCGCGCCGGGCCCACAGAGAAGGAAGAGAUCCAGUUCCUGUGCACAGUGUGCUCCAAGCUCAAGCAGCAUCCUUACUCUGUCAACUUCUUCCUAGAGCUUCCAAGACAAAAGAGCAAAAAGCCGCGACACAACUCUUCCACAUCCGCAGCAGGUAGCAGCAGCAGGACCAGCCUAGACGACAUCACACAACCUGAGUUUAGUCUGGUCAACUCCCUCAUUGCGCUGGCACAGAGUCCUGACAGUAGGAUAGCGGUCAAGGCAUGUGAGGGGCUGAUGCUGUGUGCCAGCCUACCAGAGAAGCAGGCCGCCCAGUGCAUCGUGGACCACACCCAGUUCUGUGCCCUGCUGGCCGAGAGGCUAUGCACCUUGUACAAUGCACUCCCGUUGUCCAUGGACCCAGUAGAUGUGGACAGUGUAGAAGCCAAGUGGGGUUUGUACAUGUUGAGCGACGGGGAGGAUACCAACAUGUUCCCCGGUAAACGGCAGCUCAUCUCUCUGCUGUCCUGGUAUGAUUACUGCGAUCAGGUGAUCAAGGAAGCUCAUCCCAUCGUGGGUCGGUCGCUAGCCAAUCAGAUAAGGGAACGAUUCCUGGUUCCCAUCAUGGAGCAGCUGUUGCUACAGUCAUCGGAGGUUGGCAUUCUGACCAGCACAGCUCACCUGGUCAAGUUUGUUAAGAUGACGUCCUCCCCGGCCUUGCUGGAUGUCCUAAUCAAAUUCAUCCUAGGAGAGGAGACGGCGCCGGAAAAGCCCGGGGAGGGAGGCUACAAGCUGAGACAGCGAUUGAUAGACAGAUGUGACAACAUCUCUGAUGAAAUUUGUAUAAUGGCUCUGAAGUUAUUUGAAACCCUCUUCCUCAAAUCCAACGGUCACAUCAUCACCAACCUCGUCCUACGCAAUCUCCAGUCGCGAGUCUACCACGGCCGGCCCGCCCCUACGGAACACAACAACCAGGGGUCCGGCGACUCAAGUGACCAGAGGUCAAGUAACCCCAGGGACCCAUGCGACCAGGGUUGUGGCGACACUGCCGACCAGGGGUCUGGCAACCCCAGUGACCAGGGGUCCGUCAAUGGCACCGUGAGUGACAGUGGGGUAGAGACACUGAGCAAUGGGCCAGAGAGCCCUACUCUGGUUCCAGACUCUCCCGUGCGGGAUGGUGUACCAGACUUUGUGUCAGACCCGGAGUCCGAGGUAGCCCAAGCCUCGCCUUCCAUUUCUGUGUCAAGCUCCGAGGCGGACGACAAGCCUAACAUUCAUAAGAUUGUCAACAGUUUUCUGGGCUUGAUGCCAGAAGAGGCUAGAUCAUCCUACCUGACAGGCGAUAUAGGUUACGAUACCUACCUCAGAGAGGCUCAUCGACUGUUUCGUGAGUGUUCUGUCAACUGUCUUCCCUAUGAUUGGCCAAAUUACGCCACGCCUUUGGAACUCUGCCCCAACGAGGCAUUCUACGAAGGGGCCUUCCUCAAAAUUCUCCUCGACAAGCUAUCCCGCAUGCUCGAUCAGACCUACGAGGUCAACUUGCAAGUGACCUCUCUCCUGUCCAAGAUUUGCCUGUUCCCGCAUCCUCACAUCCAAGAGUUCUUCCUGGACCCAUACUUGCCGGUGGCAGCUGGCUGCAGAACGCUGCACUCUGUACUCCUCAGGGUGGUGAGCGACCUGAGUGCCCGGAUCAAGGCCAUCCCUGACUUCCAGAAGCAGGUGCUUGUGGUUCGGAAACAGCUGAUGGGCAUGGUGGAAGAAGAUGACAGAGGCAAGAAGUCCAUAGCCCCCAUUAUGAACUUGCCAUACAUCGAUCUUCUGGAGGGCGUAAUCGUGCUGGAAGAAUUCUGCAAGGAACUCGCUGCGAUAGCCUUCGUCAAAUUCCACGCGGCGAGCGGCCGGACAUAACUGUGUGUAAAACCAAGAACAGCAAUCUGAAAUGUUAAUACUAAUGAUGAACAGGGGGAAUGACGCUCAGUGCACUGAAACAAUUUCUCAUUUCACAUAAACAGGGUAGUCCGGAGAUCUUAAAGAGGACAUUUCGUGCUACACAGAAUUGUUUUCAGAACUUUUCAGUGGGUUUGAUUAGAACCAGACAAAUCUGAGGAAAUUAAGAUGGAUGUUUACAUCACAGUUGAAAAAUUGAAGUUAAAUUUAGAACCCUUUUUAAGCUGGUUCAUACAAAGCAUAAAGCAAACAAAAACACAAAUUUGAGUGGCAUUUGCACUGAACAUUUGCAAAAGUUGAACACUUUAAAACUCUUGAAAGUUUUGCUGCAAUUUUUUUGCACAGAUGUCAAAUGUACUUCACAUUCUCAUUUGCGUGGAGUGUGAACUGAGAUUCACAAUAAAACCUUGGCUACUCAUACUUUUGUGAUUUUUAUUCAAAUUCGUUGACAACUUUUACAGGAAAGAAACCAUUUUUUGAUAUGCUGAAGUAUUUUUGGAGGGGGCAUUUUUCUUUUUGGUUAAUGUAACAAAAUUUAUGGAAAGAGGGAAAUCAAAUUCAAUUUACUUUUUCAUUUUAUUGUUUCAUAGAUGUACAGAUGGAGUAUUUAUAAUAUUUACCACAUUUAAUAUCCAUUUUUUUCCCGUUAAUCCAAUUUUAUUGCUCACUUGUAAUCCUAUUUUCUUUUUUGCAUUAGAAAUUAAAAUUAACCAGGAUUUUUUAAUGCAGCAUGUAAAAGUGUGAAAAUCAACCAUUAUUGAUAAUUCAGAAAGAAAUGGGUAAUUCAAAGCCAAUUGUUGCUUGCGUGGGUUAUAUUUUUGUAAAUUUGCUAUUUAAUAACCAAAAAAAUCUUAUCAUUAGUUGGUUUUAGGCUUUUAAUUUGUGCAAUUAUCAAUUAUUUGUGUUUGCAUUUUUUUACUUCUGCAUUCCCCUUCCACUUUUUGUUUUUAAAUUUAUUUUAUUUUCUUUCCCUCCACUUUUGAAGAAGGGUUUAUUUGAUUGACUUUUUAGGCCUAUGUAUGAUUACUAUACUUUUGGUCACAGUGAAGUGAAAAAUCAAAAUAAAUACUGUGUGAUACAAUUCUCAUCGACAUGGCACAGUCACAGCUACUACUUACUGAUGCAGUAAUAAUGCAGACACAUUGUAUAUUGAACUAUUUUUGUACAAAAUAAAUGUUAUUAAACCCAAUCUUGCUAAACAUA